CCUCAGAGCUCGGUCCAACAUGGCGUCGGGAGCAGGACAGUCAUCCUCCGGACACGAUGCUGAACUGGACGAACUGUUGGACAGUGCGUUGGAUGACUUUGACAAAGCGGCUGCUCCUCCCCCGGCGGCGGCCGCCUCUGCUUCAGCCAUGAGUGGAGCUGAAAAGCCUCCGCUUCUUGAGGACUGUGCGUUGUUUGAGACUCUUUUUGAGGGGGAGAUGGGGAACCAGGCGCGAGAGGAGUGGGAGAGGGCCAUGACCGAACUGGCCCAACAGGAGCCGGAGCUGCUGGAGCAUUUCCAAAAACUGUCAGAGGCUGCGGGCAAAGUCGGCACAGACACGGCGUCACAGCAAGAGUUCACCUCCUGCCUCAAAGAUACGCUCAAGGGACUGGCCAAAAACGCAGAUAACCUCCAGACGUCGGGUUUGGCUGGAGAGGACCUGGUUAAAGCUCUGGAGGGACUGACCUUAGAAGGAGGAAGUGAAGGAGGAGAAGAUGCAAAUAUUCUUCCCAUAAUGCAAUCCUUCAUGCAGAACCUGCUGUCCAAAGAGGUGCUCUACCCGUCACUCAAAGAGAUCACCACCAAGUAUCCUGAAUGGUUGGACGCAAAUAAACCGACGCUGAGUUCAGACGAUUUCCAGCGGUACGAGCAGCAAGCCAAAAUCAUGGCCGACAUUUGUAAACUGUUUGAGAAGGAGGAAGAGGAGGGAGCGGAGGACAAAGAGCGGACCUUUGAGACCAUCAUGGACCUAAUGCAGAAGCUUCAGGAGCUGGGUCAGCCUCCCAAAGAGCUCGCAGGAGACGCGCCUCCGGGUCUAAACUUCGACAUGGACUCGCUGAACCUCCCUGGAGGGCCAGCAGGGGGCCCCGAUCAGUGCUCCGUCAUGUGACGUGGUUUUAGCUGGGACCAAAAUCACUGAAGUAAAAGUCCCUCACUGAGAAAGUGCAGAAGAAGAGGAGACCGGCGGCGCUUUCUGAGACUGGAGCCGUUUAGAAGCCAAAAGAGGAGGAGUAACAGGAGCAAACACCAACACUACACCAACGCUCUGUCCACACGUUUCAAGGCAUUUUAGAGUCUGAUUUUACAUGCACACGUCAGCAGAAGGCGCAAAGACUCCAACAACUUCUGCUGCUAACAAUGAGGCUAAAUAUACCCACAAAUCUACUAAAAUCAUACUAACAUGUCCUGUACUCUUACCCGUUCAAAACGUUAAAGAGCUGCUGCUUGACUCCAUGGAAAUAAAACGUUCAAACCAUAAUUUCCUUGGUGCCAAGCAAGCUAAGUACAAGUCCGUUUUGUAGAGAUGCAAGCAGUAUGGAUACAUGUUUGACUUUUAAAAAUUACACAGCGGGGCUUUAAAUAAUAUAAAUUCCUCUGCAAAAAAUAAAAUCUCCACAGAGCCGUGUCGUUUAGACCUCUACAAACUGAAACACACGGGGUUCUUCUGUUAAUUUAGACACACAGUUUCAGUUUUUGUCUAAAUUUGCACAUAAUCUGUUCAACUCUAUUCUCGAAAAUGCCUGCCCCGUGUGGACAGAGUGUGUAACUGCACUUACUGUGAACAUGACACCAGUGUGUUAUUGAACUGUGGAGGUUUGCUUGGUUUUAACUGGACUUUUCCACAAACGCUUGCUUAGCACUGCCCUGUUUCUGUUUUUCUCAAUACAGUUCAGCCUAUUUGAAUACAGUACUAUACCAGUUAACGGGUAACAACCGUGCCUUUCAAAAUAAAACGACCUCAGAUACACUUUGGGUUGGAGUGAGCCCUGGAGUGAGCAGUUUGGGUUUUAACGUGUGGGCUGCACAGUGUUAUAGAUGCAUGUCAUAUGGGACACAGAGAUCAUUCCCUUUUCUGUAUUUGGACGACUCUAAAGCAGCGUUUGGACUCUAAACCAACGGUUGAAUAGAACAGCUGUGAGGAUGGUACUUCUGUGAGCGGUGAACAGUGGCAUUUUCAUUCUCCCAAUUUGUGCAAUGAAAUUUAAUACAAAAGGUUAAGCUAAUAUAAGUAUUUAUUUGUUCAAACGCAAACAUUUGAGUCAUUUCUUUAAACUAUUGAUACUUUGCAGUGAUGUCACACUGGGGGAUGUAGCGGUUACCAUGGUGACACAUUAAUAAAUACUGACAUAAAUGUUUUUAAAUAGUCUGAAAACUAAAGAAAAAAAUAGAAAAUACAUUUAAAGACACAAGUUCAGGAGCCUGGGGUCAGUCUGAGCUCAUGGUCCUGUUUAAGAGUUUGAUUUUACACAAAAAGGUGAAAGUGACUCACUGAAAAACUGUUGGCUAAUGCUAAUGCUAAUGCUAGCUUCUGACUGUAAUGUUAUUUGAGAAGGACUUGUUUAACAGCACAAAUUAGCUCAUCUGUUGUAGUUCAGGUAAGUCUGUUCUUUCUCAUCAGAUUGUCUUAAAAUAAAGAUCAGAUUAAAGUUUAACAGAGCUUCAGACAGAGCAGUGCCUCCAGUUAGCACCACACCCAGAGAAUGCUCAUGACAUCAUCUGUAAAGUAUCAGUAGAUGUUCUGACUCAGAUCACUGAGACACAGAUUCUGGUUUUCUCCAGUCUGUCAAAUGCAGACGACAGAUUUUCCAAUGCGGUUUAUGGGUUUAAAGAAAUGCAAUGUUUUUUAAUGAUUUUUGUUUUAAUUUUUCCAGAUAAAAUGAGUAAUAAUGAUCAUCUGAAAUGUGUGGAUUUGUUUCUUGUCACUAUAUACUGUGCUGCUGUGUGGUUUGACUUUGCAGUUCCGUAGCACCUCUGUGUUUACAUUGUCUCUGAUCUGAGUGUGACUCUGCCCCACUUUAUAAUUUGUACAUAAUGUCGUAGUUAUAGCCAAUUAACUUGUAAAUAGACAUAUAAGAGAGUGUACAUUUGUUGAAUAAUUCCAUAAAUGUCCAAAGUGAAUGUGAUUCACGCUUCAUUAAUGUUGCAGCAACAAUAAAAAACAUGUUUCUGCC
Molecule: messenger RNA, 2951 nt
Organism: Periophthalmus magnuspinnatus
Lineage: Eukaryota; Metazoa; Chordata; Actinopteri; Gobiiformes; Gobiidae
Gene: pex19
Product: peroxisomal biogenesis factor 19
Exons: 8
Coding region: 20-889 (289 amino acids)
Biological process (GO): protein import into peroxisome membrane
Cellular component (GO): peroxisomal membrane; peroxisome
Source: RefSeq, a predicted model, not a curated record